GACUUUUUUGUUCUCAGAACAAGGAAAACAAUCCCUUCCCUUCUCCAGUCCCCUGAUAAGAGUUUCUGUCCAAUAACGGUGCUCUCUGCUCUGAGGCACAUUUAGCUGAGAAGUCUGCAGCGGGAGAGGCUUUCCUUCAAGCUGUUAGUGUUUUAUCCUGGCAGGCUCCUCGAGAUUGUUGUGAGGAGUCUAGCCAGUUGGUGAGCUUUGUAAUCUAAACCAGCUGUCCCAGGCUGAGGCCCCCAUUUGCAUUGUUUAACAUACUUAGAAAAUGAAGUGUUCAUUUUUAACAUUCCUCCUCCAAUUGGUUUAAUGCUGAAUUACAGAAGAGAACUAAGCAAAACCAGGUGCUUUCUCUGUAUUCUCUCCAGUGUCUGAGGAGGUACGGACCGCUCCCGAUCUUCUCCGUUACUUGCUCUUUCAUUCUUUGGACUAUAAAUGACUGAGGAACUGAAGGGCUAGCAGAGGGUAAUGUUUGGAAACACUUUCUAGUUAUUCAUCAGCACAAGCUCUGUUUUUUUUCCACCUUUCCCCAACUGUUUUGGACAUGCAAGGAUUAAAAAGGAUACUGACUGCUUUCACACUGACCAUCUGCCUUUCGAGCCCUGGAAAAGCACAGCAACAAUGCACUAAUGGGUUUGACCUGGACCGUGCCUCUGGGCAAUGCUUAGAUAUUGAUGAAUGUCGGACUAUUCCUGAGGCCUGUAGAGGAGACAUGGUGUGUGUCAACCAAAAUGGUGGCUACUUAUGUGUACCACGGACAAAUCCAGUGUAUCGAUCACCAUAUCUGAAUCCUUAUUCAAAUAUUUAUCCACCACCCCCAGCACCAGGCCCUGUUCCUAACUACCCUACUGUCACAAGACCUCUGAUUUGUCGAUUUGGUUACCAGUUGGAUGAAAACAAUCAGUGUGCAGAUAUUGAUGAAUGUGCUUCCGAUUCUCACCAGUGUAACCCCACCCAGAUCUGCAUCAAUACUGAGGGGGGAUAUACCUGUUCCUGCACUGAAGGCUACUGGCUGCUAGAAGGCCAGUGUUUAGAUAUAGAUGAGUGCCGUUACGGCUACUGCCAGCAGCUGUGUGCCAACGUGCCUGGCUCCUACUCUUGUACAUGCAACCCAGGCUUUACCCUUAAUGAUGAUGGAAGAUCAUGCCAAGAUGUGAAUGAAUGUACAGGAGAAAACCCUUGCUCUCAGACUUGUGUCAAUACCUACGGCUCUUUUCUCUGCCGCUGUGAACCUGGCUAUGAACUGGAAGCUGAUGGAGUUAACUGCAGUGACAUGGAUGAAUGCAGCUUCUCAGAGUUCCUCUGCCAGCACGAAUGUGUGAAUGCGCCUGGUUCUUACUACUGUGUCUGUCCUUCGGGCUAUAACCUGCUUGAUGAUAGCAGGAGCUGCCAAGAUAUCAAUGAAUGUGAAAUUAGAAACUUCACCUGCACUCUACAGCAAACGUGUUUCAAUAUCCCAGGAGAAUAUAAAUGUUUAGACCCAGUAAGAUGCGAGGAACCUUAUAUCCAGAUAAAUGAGAACCGCUGCAUGUGUCCAGCUGAAAACCCUGGCUGCAGAGAUCAGCCAUUCACCAUCCUGUACAGAGUCAUGGACGUUCUGUCUGGGCGGUCAGUGCCUUCUGACAUCUUUCAGAUGCAAGCAACAACUCGCUACCCUGGAGCCUAUUACAUCUUCCAAAUCAAAUCAGGGAACGAGGGCAGGGAAUUCUACAUGCGGCAAACAGGACCGAUCAGUGCUACGCUGGUGAUGACCCGCCCCGUGAAAGGGCCCCGCACUGUUCAGUUGGACUUGGAAAUGAUCACUGUUAACACUGUCAUCAACUUCAGAGGAAGCUCUGUCAUCCGGCUGAGGAUAUUUGUAUCACAGUACUCAUUCUAAACCUUGAGUUGGUGCCCAGUAAACAUUAAAACCAAAGACAUGGUUCCUCCUCUGCAGAACUCUCUCCUCAGAAGCCAGUACAUAUAGCAGCUCAAAACCAAGUCAGUAUUUCCACAGACCCAGUGACCUAUGCCUGUCUGAGGAGGGAGGCUUCUUCAUGCACACCCCACCAGGAUGCAGACCUCUGACGAUGUAUCGGCAGCAGAUCUCAUCUGAUUUUCUACGUGGUCAUAUAUUUUAAGGACUCUUUUUUUCCACUGUAAACAUUUCUAGGGUAUGAGUCUGUGUUUCAAAGACUGUGAACAUUUGUAGCUCCAAGGCUGCUUAGCAAAAAGCACCAAGAAACUGCAGAAAAAGCUGGCUUUUGCAAUCUUGCAUAUUUUUUUCAUUAUAAAUGGAAAGCUGACAAACAAGUGAAAACCGGAAAAAAAAGCCACCUAUUGAAACAAGGGAUCUCAGAAGUGCUAAUUUACAUUUCCAAUUAACUUUGAAAUUAACAGUCAAGCACUUUGUUUCAAUUCACUCUGCAUUUGUCUUACUUUCUCCUGCUUUUCUUUGAUUCUAUUUUAUACUUAAAAUUCAUUGUAAAUUCAUUCCAAAAUACUUGUUGUACUAUGUAAUCUUCUACUUUCUACAAACAUGUCACAUCUUUGGGUUCCUUCCUGUAUUAAAUCGUUCUGUAUAACAGAGCUCAUAGAAAUCCAUCACUGGAUGGCAUGUUUUACUCUGAUUAGGGUGUUAUGCUUAGUUACAGCCAGGCUCUUUGACACAGGUCUCCACUGCCAGAAUUGUGUCCAGGGACUUCAGAGCAGAUGUGAAUCAGAACUUUUCACUUUUUUUUCAGUGUAAUAGUUGCAAACAGUUUGUAAUGGUUGUAAGGUAACAAUACUAACUUCGUAGUUAAGGCUGCAACUAACCUCUUGUUCAAAGACCUCUCAGUUCAGAUGUGUCCAAAUUCCUUCAGGGAAAGAAAUAAUAAUUAUUCUGUUUGCACAGAGUCUCUCUCCUACCUUCUUAAAAUUAAGGAAAACGAACUGAAAAGGACUUGGAAUAGUCGUAUUGUUCAUGCCUCUGCCACAAAGCAGGCCCAGCUAUGCCAAUACCCAGACCUCAAAUGAUGGGAUCCCACAGUUUCCAUAGGUAAUGUCUUCUCAGGUAUAACUGCUGUAACCAAUAGAAAGUUUUUCCUAAAGUCUAAUCUGAGUCUCCCCUGUUGUAAUUUAAAUCUAUUGCUUUUUAGUGUACUUCCAGUAGAAAUAGAGAACAGUUUAUCUUCCCCUUUGAAACAGUCUUUAACAUGUCUGAAGACUGUUGUCACGUCUCCCCUCAGACUGUUCCUCUCUAGUCUAAACAAACUCAAUUCUUUUGGUCUUUCCUCAUACAUCACAUUUUCUGGACCUUUGAUCAUUCUUGUUGCUCUUAUCUGGAUUCUCUCCAGUUGGUUCACAUCUUUCUCAAAGUGCAGUGCCCAAAACUGUGAAAAGUAUUCCAGCUGAGGCCUCACAGUUCUAGACUAAAUAUAUAUAUAUAUGUUACUAAAUAUAUAUAUAUAUGUUUGAAAAUAAAAUUAUAGUUUGGGGUAUUGUCCUCAUGUUGUUAAAAUCACUGGCAGUUCAGUGUUUUAUUUACUAAGGACAAGGCUUCAUAUGCUUUGUUCUAAAUUUCUCUGAAGCAAGUACUUGCUUUUUUCCCCUCACUUUUUCCUUAUUGUGUUGUUUGCUGUUGAGCCUUGUUAGCACAAAAGAGAUAACCUUUGCUGAGUCUUUCGGAGGACUGGAAUUGCUUGAUGCUACUUGGGAAAGGGAGUUUAUGAUGAUUAUAGCAUGAAUAGACUGAAGCAGAGUAGGUCUUCAUACUUACACAGGGGUCUUCAUUAAAGUCAAGUAUUAAAUGGGAGAACACAGAAUCAGAAAAGUUAUCACAACUCAGGCUGCAUGAGACUUUUGUGUCAGCUGACUCUUGCUCUCAAUAAGCUCUACAAGUUAGUCUGGGGUUGUUUUUUCUCUGGGUAUAGAAGUGACUGCUCUUUUUGCUGGUACUUAGCUUGAGGAAGUCCUGAUGCAAUGGCCUACAACAGCUAAAAGCUGAGUUGAGUGUGCUUUAGCAGUUUCCACUUCUUAAUAAAGUUUUCUCCUUGCUGCUGCAACAUGCUAGGCUCCCGUGGCUCAGAGCUCUGCACACAGGCUGUCUUUUACUACAAAAACAGACCAGCUUCAAAUUGACUUUACGCCUUAGGGGGCUAAGCAGAGGGCGGGAAGCCAGUGAGUUUUGUGAGUAGCCAGCUUGGAGGGUACAAAUGUAGAGGAAACAUGCAGGGACAGAGAAAUAUCAGGAACAUGCUUUCUGAGUGUAUUGACGCUCACCAGCUACCAGCAUUGAAGGGGAAAACAGAAAUGAUCAAGAAGGAGGAAUGCUAGUUUAUAACUCUUGGGUCCCAGGUUAUGGGAGGCAGACACAGGAAAUGAGGCUCUGGUAACCCAGGAUGCAGACAUGGGGCAGGCAGUAUCUUAAACUAAAGAUGUUAAACUCUGUGCUGAGUUUUUCCAGAACAUAAAAGCCUUUCUUCACCCCCUUUGUGCCUCCGUGUUAUCACUUCUUCAUGCUCAGUGGAGUCCUUUCUCCUCCUGCUGUCACAUCACCUCCUGGAGAGGAAGUGCACUCUGUUAGUUAUCAGACAGUUCCUCACUUUUGGGCUGUUCUCCCAUGGUCCCUGCAUACCAACCUGGUUUAACCCUAAUUUAGAAAUAUUAAAAAAAUAACAGAGGAAUUCCAUUACUAAACACUUUCUUAAAAGGGUAAGGCUCGAAUGCCUGGUUUUAGCAGCAAAUAUUCAUAAAACAAUAUUACACUUUCUAUAUAAACAUUUUGUGCCUUAAAAAAAAAAAAGUGAAAAGUCUGGAAACAAAGGAAUUCAGCCACUUCUCAAUCGCCAUAACAUCUUUCAUCACUCACUAUCAUUCCAGCCAACUUUAACUUUGCCAAAAUGUAUGCCAAUCUCAAAAUAAUAACUUACAGUUUGUAACAUCUAAACUCCGCAUUUCCUAUUCAAAGAUCUGUUUCCAGUUGAUUGUUACGGGCUCGGGUAUUACAGCAAUUUGUGCCAAAUAAAAAGAAAGGAAUAUGCACGUCAGGGUUUUACAGGAUCCAGUGCUAUAGAGCUGGAUGGGUCUUACCUGACGUAUUUAUCUUUGAAAUACUUUUAGAGGACCGGCUUUUUUUAACCCAGACAACAAAAUGUUAUUUCACUUAGGAGUUUGCUGGAUCCCACAGAAUCACUUUUCAACUUGUGCUUCUCUGACAACAAUAGCUUUGGUGGAAAUAGCUGAGCUUUGAGCCUGCACACCUACCAUCACCAAGGUAGCAUCCGUUGCUGUUCAUGCAAAACCAACAACUUCCUCUUUUUCAAGUGGGGAGCCUAUACCAUAUUUUCUUUUCCUUGUCUCAGCCCUUACAAGAGUCAGCUUUCAUUGUCUCAGAAAUGUGGUCUUUACAUUAGCACAACACAUGUAUUCACUUCUCUCUGUCUAGAACAAGCAGAGCAAAAGAAUCAAUACAUUUUGUGGUCACUCAGCUGAUCCAGUCUGGCUCAUUCACAGAGUUUGCUACUGGAUUUUUUUUUGUAGCAUGUAGCUGUCUUAUAACCUAAUGAAAAUCUCAUAGUGCAAAGGUGUUUCAAAAAUAAAGAAGAAAUAAAAGUAUGCCCUAACAUUAUUUAUGCCUGAAAGGCACCAUUGUUGAAAUAAAUCUGGAUGGAAAAACCCUCAGCUGGUGUUAAUUUGCAUGACUGCUGCUCUUCAAUGGAAAGAUAAAAAGUAUACCGAGGAUCUUCCCUGUGUGUGUAUAAAGCAUUGCAAUGUGUUUGUAUACAAAGGAGAAUUUAUGGAAACUAAAACCAAUGGUAAUGUGGCUUUGCAUUUGGAAGCUAAAGAGUUGUAAGAUGACAUGAUACAAGCAAAUUGUGUAUCCUCCUCUGACACAAGCAUUUACAAGUGACUUAAACUCACCACAUCUGUUUCUUUAUGUCUUCGAACCAUUUCUGACUAGCUCAACCCAAAAGCAGGUGCUAUGCAUGAUAAUUGAGGCUGAUAGUUAUAAUGAGACUUUCUUCAGAAAGUCUGCCCAGAAAAAACCUGUGCUGAAGAGUCUGUGUGAUAGGGAGUGUAAUUGCCCAGAAGUAUUUGUAUGGGGCUGUCUCAGAUCCUGCAGGUGUCCUUUUCCUCACGGUUUCACUGCAGGGUGCAUCUGAUGUUUCUAAGUAUGCAUAUCAGAGGUAGAAAUCUCACCAACUGCCGAUUUUAUUCGUUCAGACCUCUGAGAUCCCUGUAGUGGUUUCCAUUAGCCAAACCGAUCCCUGUGUAACUCAAGUAAUACCAGUGAAAUCACACAAGGGAGAGACUGGAUAACAGGGAGAUACACUUUUAUACUGGUAAGCGAAUAAUGAUGCUGGGUAGCAAAGAAAUCCUUAGAAAGCACUUCAGCAACCAAAAUCUCCCCAAAUAUUCAAUCUCUUUCAACUCCCUACUAGUCCUCCAUUCUCCUUUGUGCAUUUGAUUUGGACAAGUGAUCUCAUUAUGGUCAUGCACUGCAAAUGCAUGCUGAGGGAGCUCCACCUUUUCUCUAGCAUUACCCAACAUAUUUCAUUCUGCUUUCUGGAAAUGAGUUGUAGGCUUUGUGUCUCUUUUAUGUUCUAACUGACCUCUGUUGCUUUUCUCACAGCCAAGACAGACUCUUUAUUUCCCUGCCAGGUUGCUCUGCUCUCACCAUAAGAGCAAGUUCUUCAUGCUUUGCCGGAAAUGCAGACACAAUGCUGGCCCACCUGCUGCUUUUACACCCUUCUCUCUGCAGUGUCAUUAGGCACCCUUACAACAAAGUGGAUAGUUGAAAGAACUGCCCAGCCUGCUGUUGGAGCCUGGUUUCACAAAAAGGAUUUGAGAAAAAAUACCCACUCCACAACUUUGAAGGUAUCAGAAGCUCUCUUAAGUUCUGAUGAGUCACUUUUCCUGAAAUUGGGUCUGUAUCAUGCUGUCGUGACAGUCACAAAGCUUUUAAGAAGCCCUGUAAGAACAUGCUUGUGGAAUACAUCCUUAGACACUUCACACUUCAGAUGGGAUUUUCUCAGUUUCCAAACACUAAUUGUCCCAGCCAGGAAGAGUGCAAUGUGAUCAUGACUACGCUGAAGUCAGUGAUUUCUACCCUAACAUCAGGUCUGGAUUUAAGCCAGCUUUAUUUUAAGUCUUAAAUCUCAGUGUCAGUGGUAUAUAUGUAAACAGAUAUGUAUUAUUUUGACAGUAGACUUGAAAGAUUGUUUCCAGUAAAUAAACAGUAGUAUGACUGCACUAUCUCUUUCUCUGUGGGAACUAUCUUUCGGUACUUCAGUGUCUUCCAAGACAACCCUUGGCACUUCAGGAUUUUCUCUGGUAUUUCAGGCCAUUCACUGAUGUGUUUCCAUGAAUGAUUCCUCACCCCUAGUGUUCAAAGGCCAACUCAGGUGCUUGACACAUUUUUGAACUAUCAAGUUCCAUGCUAGCCUUGGCUUGCACAAGCUCUCACUUUCUUCAUGGAAAUUGUUCCUACAGUUAUCUCUGUAAUCUGUGAGGGUUCAUGCUGACUUCCUUGAGACUCUGCAGCAUUCAUAGUGCAUGCACAUGUGUUUUUCAAGACUGAGACAUUGGUCUGGAGAUUGUUCAUCUCAACUUGCCACAAAUGUUCUGUAUUUGACAUGUGAAAACAUAGCUACAAAGGUUAGUUUUGACAAAAUCCUCAAAACACAUGGUGGUGGGUGUUUUUCCUGUCUGCCUAUAAUACAAACACAAUUCAAAAAUCCAGCUCCAGAGUUCUCCAGUAUGCGUCAGAAAUCAUUGUUCCUAAUAAUUAUUUCAGCCAAUAAACUCAUUUUGUAGAUAAUGCGAAAUGCAAACAGGGAGAUGGAAGGCCUGCCAAGACUACACUGAUUUGUUAUUUGAAUCAAUAUCCCCAAGACAACUUGAAUCUAGUUCAUCAUUUAAAAACAUUCCUUUGUACUUCGACAUCUGAUGUCAUCCAGGUAGGGAAGCAGGGACAGGAACCCUGGCUGCUUCCUAAAGAAAGCCAGCUGCUCUGCAGAGAUCCUGGGACCCCUGCAGCAACCCGAAAGACUUGCCAGCCCUAGUCUGCACCCAGGUCAGUGAAUGAGACACAAAAUUCAUAGAGACUGGUCUCAGCUAGAGGAGAGAUAUCUUCACUGACUUUUUAAUGAUGCCAAAUAGAGAUUUACUAAUAAUGCUGUAGUGGAAAUGCUAUGUCAUGGCUUGAACCAGUGACUGAGCACCCGGUGGGAAGGCAGGGCCAACCCAGGGCCAACUCAAUGCACCUGAGUGACCGUAAGGGGUGGAGCCAGGAUCCACCCCUUCCCAGACCUCAUUUAAGGGUUGGCAGUGGAGGUAAGAGUAUCUUGGUGGAGAUUCCUGUAUACUUGAGGCUUUCUGAAGCAAAUUGCAAGGGCAGCUGAGCCUGAACCAGGUUUGCUAUGUGGGAAUUGAAGGAAUUUACGUCACACAGUUGCUCUCUCAUUUCCAUCACGCAGCUCACUGCAGAGAUGAGGAAGGACCUUCUGCGAUCUGCCCAUGCUCCAGCAUGCAGGUGACACGUGGCUGACCCCUGCAUCCCAGGGAGAGGAACAUCUGCUUGGCGUCAGGCAGACCUCUGUUUUUUUGGGAGAGAGGUCAGCUCUGAAGCUCUGAGCAGAAGCCAGAGAGAUGAUGGCAGGAAAAACACAGGGUAGGACAGUGGUACCUGGCCCUGAGGUCCCCGAAGAUUGAGAAGAGGCAAGUAGCUGGCAGCACUUGGCCAUCUCCUGCCCCUGUUCUGCCAUUUGCUUGGCUGGCCAGUAGCUAGGCCUUGAGGAGACCAGGAAGACCUAGAGAGCUGCAUCUGGUUCCCUUUUCCAUUUUGAAAUAGCAAGUUUGGGGCAGUGUGAUAAGCAAGUAGGACUGGAAUGGAGUCUGGGGAGGCAUCCCAAAUGCCACGAGGUGGCAUCACCUAUCCUGGGGUGAAGGGCACACAAACAGCUCUCCAUCAGUAUUUGUACUGGAAAUGGCUGCUCUUGUGAGGUUUCACUGACUUAGGCCAGAGACGAGUGAGGGGGGUAGACAGUAGGAGUGACAGCCUCCAGCUGCCCACAGCAUUGUGCUGUCUUGUCCCUACAGAGGUGCUGGAACAGCCUGGGGUGGCCUGGCUCCGCUCAGGUCCUGGCUGCCCAGAUGCAGUACUCCCUGCCAGCUCCCUCUGCCUCCUCUCAGAGCAGGCAUGUAGCAAAAAAUAUGUACGUGCAGUUAGGCUCUUGCCUGCAUCUGGACCUUUCCUUCCAACUCAUUUCCAAAUGCAGUGCUGAAAAACCACAGGUUUUUUCUUCUAGCUGGUCGCAGCUAUCGCUCCUUGACAUGCCUUUGAAUCCAAGGAACAAAAAUAGUUAUGUGAGAUCUAUUAUGUCUCUGGCUUGUAAAAUACAACUUCUUACUAGGUUACACUAAUAUUUCGUAAUUCAUUCUUAAUAUUAUUCUUCAAUAAAGCUCUGCACAAACAAUCUAUCCCACAGGAGAAACCUCUGCCAGAACCCAGAUGUCAAACACAUUUGCUUCACAUACAGGAGUUCAUGACCUUUUCUGUUUGUUAAUGUGACGCCAUGGAAAUUAUUUAUAAUAAAUAAGCGUGUUUCAGAGGCAGGUGCCCCACAGGGCCUUUUUCAGAGAUACAACAGCCCUUCCUGAAACAGGUCUUUCCUGUUUUGUUUUUUGUCUCCUAACAAUGAGGUUCGGGGAACAAUUUGAAAUUCUGUAAUUGAGCCAAGUCCAACUGCUGAGAGGUAGACAGGAAGACAGAGAUAUCUCAGAUUUCAAACCUUUCCUGAAAUUGGCUGCUGAUAAAGUUCUUCCUUUUUCUUUGAUCCUUUACCCUAAAAAUUCAAAUUUCGUACAGCAGGCUGUAUAGGUCUAAACAAAUUCUAAAUAUAUCAGCUUAAAUCACCAAAUCAACUAGGGAACUACUGGAAUUUCUUGGAUUCAACAAAUGGCAGUUUUGAAAUGCUUAGGGUUAUUUGCACAUAACAUGCUCAUUUAAAGCCAAGGUAGUACCAUCCACCCACAACCUUCAGGUACAAGUGCUCUGAAAGUUAUCUAAAGGUUAAUAUGUUGAUAAUGUAUUUCCAUUAUGUUUUUCAGCAGGUGUGACAAUGUUCUCACAAAUGUGUGGGACCAGUGCCUGGACUGGAGCUGGCUCAUAAUGAAUCCAGGGCAUGAAAAGGAUGCAGUUGAAAAUCAAGAGCCUUGGCUCUGCUUCAUCCUAUUGUCAGCUGUACAUUACAUUUUAUAAUGUCUCUGAAGUUGUUGGAUUCACCAUCUCAGAUUCCUAGAUAGUAGCAACAGCAGGAAAUGUCUCCUGAGGAGGAAGCUGAACAUUUCCCUCCUACAUAAAUGCAGUCCUGCUUGUCACCGCGGGCUGAAACUGAUGGCAGGAAAACUCCAGUUUAGGGCUAGGACAGCACCCCUUUCCUCACUGGUUAGCCAGCUGGGAUCCUCACCUUGCCUUGUGCUAGUCUGGGGCUGGCAGCCAUUUACAACAUUGGGGAUUGACAAGUAGCUGAGAAACAAUUGUUGCAGCCUACACAGAUGUCACAGCUAAACCCCCCUGUGUCUCACUGUCUGUGGAGAGGCAGAUCCAAAGUGUUCUGGUGCAUGAAGGAUGAGUCCACCUUGGACUUAUUCUCACAAUGUAUUAAUGAUGUGUUUGUGCACAAGGAAAAGCUGCCUUAUAGCACAAGACAAGACACAACAGGCCAGCAAAUCUCUUUUCAAAUUCACAGUACAUCCGAUCUAAACGAGAGAGAGUUUAAUUUGGUCAACGAAGUAUUUUCAUGUAAUUUUUCCUCUAGACAUCCUAGCAACACUCUCAAAAGAUGCUAGACGCAGUGCAAUAAAUUUGUUCUACAGCACUGUGGGAGGAGACAACUGGCUGCAGUCUCAGAUGGUACACAGAAUUCCAGUGGGUUAUGUCAGGAAAGCAUGACGUUAAAGGGACGUUAGGAAAAAAAAAAGAAGAAAAAAAAUCAUAAUAGACACUGAAUUAAAUGAUAGCAGCUUUCUACAACAAAGUGUGUAGACCCCACCCAGCAUCUAUUGUAGAGGAAGGAAGGUGUCUGUUAAACUCAAAGGUUGUAAGAGGAAUAAAAAAAGUAGGACAGGGAGGAUGAGCAAUACAGUUUAAUGUUUCUCCCAGCAAAACCUCAGGGGAUAAAGAUUACUGCUGCAAAAACUUCCAUGGUAGUAAAAGCCUCUGGCUGCAGAAGUUGUUUAUAACAAAGGUGUGUUAACAGCUUAUAGACUUCAGCUGAAAAGAACUCUGACAUUUUACUGAAAUUUCAGUUGCAGAAACCUUUUUUCUCACAAAAAGCCUCUGCAUACAAAAAUUUUAUUUAGCGGUUAGUUGCACUGGGACUUUGGCUGUGAGACACCAUAUGCUGUAUGCUGGCCUUGUCCUGAUAACACCCUGCUUUUAUGUCCGGACAGUUGAGCUCAUUGCCUGGCUAUUGCAGUAUACAUCACAUCAAUUUCUGAAAUCAAAAUGUUUCAGACACGAUGGCAUUAGAUGCUUACUGGAUCUAAAGGACUCUCCUCAGCUGCUUAAUUGCAAUUGAUCUGUUUCAAACAAGGCAAGAAUUAUUAAAUAAUUAUGUUUUCCACAGACAUGCACUUUUUUGCUUGAAAGGUUUUGGUGUGCUCUGUGCAAACAUGAUUCAGCUUCUGAAUUGCUUGAUAUUUCAAAUCAAAGUUGGCAUGAUUCAUGAACUGUGCACAAGCGGUGGGGUUGGAUUUCUGACGCAAAAGAUCGCUGGGGAGAGUUCAGGCUUGAAACAUCUGUGAGCAUUCCUGCUCACAAACUCAUUCACUGGCAUAUUUGCGCAAAGUGAAGAAAGAGGGUCAGAGUCUGCUUGAAAGCUUUUACAGACAUGAAGAAGUACUCAAGAGCACUUGUGUCAGUAUUUACACAAGGGCUUUUUACUGUUUCACGCCUACUUCCUAAAUGAUUGAGGCCAAAGAGGAUAAAGCUCUCUCCUGCUUGUAGUUCCUUUCUGCAGUCCUCUCCUCUGGCUAUUCCUUUUUCACCGAGAAAAACACUGGGAAGUUGUAAUUCAAUAGCAUAAACAGAUUCAGCAACAAAUGAGCAGUGUGCUGUGCAGAGGUUGAAAACAGAUGGGACAGACCUCGCUGGGGGAUGUGUGAGGCAAAGUGUAGCCCAGACUAAUAAAUUCUCCUCUUCUGGCUCUGCACGGUGCUGCUCAAGUGUCUCAGCACUUGUGGAGCUGUGGUUUGGCCCUAACUAGCCCGGUUUAUUUGUUCAUUUGCAGCACCAGGGUGCCCUGGGUGAGGCAGCAAGAAGGGCAGAGCGGCUGUGCAGCCCAGGGAGGCAGCUGAAAGGAGAAUGCAAGGUGUGUCCUCAGCCAUCCAAGAAGCCCCAGGAAUGUGAGCAGAGGCCCCUCCAGUUGCAGGGGAUGGCCCUUCCUGUGCCUUGAGGAAGAAGGAAGAUCAUCUGGCAAACUGUAUUUUUCCCCUGUAACUUCCUCAUUAGAAAUGUGGUUUUCAUGUCCCUUCCUCCACCAGCGAGGAAAGCGAGCUUCAUUCCUGGCGGCUGCUGGCUCCAGCAGAUGGAGAGCCACUCAGGCAGGGCUGCAAAUCACUGCAGAGCCUGAAUAGCCCUUCAGCUUUAAAAUGGUAACCUGAUAGAGGCAAGUGCACACAGGGACCGUAUCAGUAGUUAAACAGCGUGCUUUUAUGAACAGUGAAAGAUAGCUGUUCACAUAACUCAUUCACAUAAGUGAGAUGCCUUGAGAUGUGUGCUUAAUGAAUACCUCAGAGGAAGUCAGAUAAUUUUGGAGGCUUACCAGUUACUUGCAUUGCUUUAAAGGAGUGACCACGCAUAAUCUCAUCACAUUCCUUAGCAGGAAUCAGAACCACUUCACUCUGUGAUAUCCCAGGCUCUGUGCAGGGACUCACAGAGGCUCUUUGUUGGUUCAGAUACUCUGUGUGUGCUUUUGGCAAAGGCUUUCUCCUCACAGCUCUGGAGUUUGAAGUAGCUAUGUUAUCGUGCAAGAUGACAGGCACAAAACUCAUAGUUAGCAUCAGGUCCAUACUGCUAUUAAAGUAAAAAAAAAAAAAGAAACAUAAGAAAACUGCACUCUCAGUGGAUGAGGAAUCUCUGAAAGGCUGCAGCUCAAGAGCAGUCAGCAUGGCCAUGCAAAACCUCGCUGAUGUACCUGAAGUUGGAAAGCACCCAGAAAGUAGACACAACUUCCUGGAGAAAACGCUCCUCCUUUUUCCCACGAAGGCAGCCCCACUUCCCACUCACAUCUGCCUCAAUCAGAGCACAGAGGCUGCACACAGACACCUGGAGCCUCCCAGAGCUUUUGCUUCCGGCAGAUUUCUGAACCAAUCCACCACAGACAGGCCCGGUCAAGCAAGGGACAGCUUUAGCACUGACUUUGCCAGCGUAACAGUCCAGCGAGCGA
Messenger RNA from Numida meleagris (helmeted guineafowl), 13418 nucleotides. RefSeq names its product fibulin 5 (gene FBLN5). The transcript is spliced from 15 exons. Bases 548 to 1882 code for a protein of 444 amino acids. NCBI's taxonomy places the organism in Eukaryota, Metazoa, Chordata, Aves, Galliformes, Numididae. The record is from RefSeq and is a predicted model, not a curated record. Gene Ontology annotation, molecular function: calcium ion binding.